GUGAAGCAGCUCCGAAGCCGAAUGAUGUUUCUGUCGGAGCAGAGUCUUGUUCACACUUGUCUAAUGCUGACUGAAUGACAGUUUCUGUUUUUAUGCGUGCCAUAUAACUUUUUAAUCCCCUCAGCUCCGGUUCUGUUUUUACAAAGCAGAUUUCUGUGUAUUUUAUUUGCGCGUUUCUUGGCUCAAAUGUAAAAUAUUGAUGAAAAGGGGGAAGUUUCAUGUCACACUGGACAGAAAGUGAGCUGCCACAAACAUGACGGACGCUGUAAAGUUUGCAGUUCCAUUCCUGUUUCUCAUCUUUAUUUUACCCCCCUCCACGACCGCUCCGUCGACGGCGUACCACGGAAAUGUGGGUGAAAACUCUACCUCGCAGACGCUCGUACCUGUCAGAGCACCGCGCCGCGACCCCUCGCCGGAAUCGGGACCGGGCAGCGCUUUAGCGGGAGAGGGAGCCUCCGAUUUUAGUGCUGUCCCUCCCAGCCACGACAGCCGCCGGUCUCUGGAAGCCUCAAGAAGUUUAGGCUGGCAGUAUGCACUAAAAGCCGAUGCCACGGAGCUGGAGAUCCAAGUCCCGGACGUAAACAGCAGCGCCCCAGAAAGUGGACAGGCAACGCCUUCCGGGCCCCCGAUUGAUGCGGGCGGCGUCGCUCCGCGGCUCCUCGUUAACAAGCACCCUAUGCCCAUGCCGCGGAUGCCGAGGGCAGCGCCCGGGGAGCUGUCCUACGCUGUCCCCGUGUCCGAGGACGCGCGUAUCGGGGACCUGAUAUUCACGGUGCCCGAUCACAGGUUUACCAGGCGGUGGUUCGAGGUGGUCCUGGGCGGGGACCCGACGGUCCAGAUCGAGCGGGACUCGGGCCGGCUGUACUUGGCCAGUAGGCUGGGGAGCGCUGCUGAUGUGCUGGUUAAAAUCCACAACUUCGGAGGAGACGAGUGGUACCUGUGCCGGCUGACCCUGCGUGCACCUGGCAUGUCAGACCUGCAGUGGGCCAUGUUCCCGUUCCCCUACCUGGCCGCCAUCGGCCCCAACACAGCCCCAGGCUCCACGGUCUACCGACUGUCAGCCCGUCGCACCACUGACUCUUUGGGCUCCUUGCGCUUUCUGCUGGUGGAGGGAGGGGAGGGCCGGUUUGAGGUCGACCCAGCGUCCGGGGAGAUUCGGACCACAGAGCAGCCGUUGACGAUCAACAAGGAGUAUGUGCUGACGGUGCAGGUGGAGGACUCGCUGGCCCAGAGGGGCUCGCUCGCGACCGUGGCCGUCCUGGUGGGCUUCCGUCCACCCCAGUUCACCAACGCGUCCUACACGGCCUUUGCUCCAGAGAGCAUGGCAGCCGGGCAGGCCAUCACCGUGGCGCAGGCCAUAUCGUUCCAGCGACAGACCCUCUCCUACACGCUGACGAUGAAUCCUGGCAACCUGUUCAGCAUCAACCAGGAGAGCGGCGCCGUGAGCCUCACCCGAGCCGUGGACUAUGAGGGAGGCCAGCACCUGUAUCACCUGCAGAUCCGCGCCUCCGAACCAGGAACGGGCCUGAGCAGCCUGGCAGAGGUGGUGGUGCACAUCACUGAUGAGAACGAUUGCACCCCAGAGUUCAUGCAUUCCAUAUACAGCCGGGACAAUGUUGCCGAGGUCACGCCCCCCGGAACCUCCCUGCUGCAAGUGCUGGCCCGGGACUGUGACAGUGGCCUGAAUGCGGAAGUCUCCUAUUUCAUCCAGAGUCCAGACUUUGACAUUAACGGCCAGGGCGUGGUGAGUCCGCGCCAUGCGUUGGAUUAUGAGCGGCCCAACCACAUGUACGAGUUUGUGGUGGUAGCGGUGGAUCGCGGCGCUCCGGCACGCACCGGCACCGCCUCCGUCCGGAUCCGUCUGGCCAAUGUGAACGACGAGGUCCCUGUCUUCUCACAAGCCAUGUAUAAGACCUUUCUGUCUGAGGACGCGGGACCGGAGACGCUGGUAGCCAUUGUCCACGCCAAGGACCCGGAUGGGGACGCGGUAACGUACGCCAUCACCGGGGGCAACGAGGACAGCAACUUCGAGCUAGACAAUCAGAAGGGAAUCAUCAAGCUGCGCAGAAGCCCUCCUCCCAGGCUCCGGGGCCCCCAGUACAUCCUGAAUAUCACGGCCACGGACGACAAUGCUUCCGGUGGGCCCCACCCACUCAGUAGCUCCGCCCAGGUCAUCGUGGGCAUAAACGACAUCAACAACAACAAACCCGUCUUUGACGAGUGCCAGAACUACAGCCUGAGCACCUGGGUCCUUGAGAACCAGCCGCUGGGGACCUUUGUGCUGCGGGUACAUGCCCACGAUGCUGAUAUGGGUGCCAACGGGCAGGUCCGAUAUGGUAUCAUGCACCGUGACAGCGCCACCUCCGGCUUCGCCAUCCAUCCCGAAACCGGUGUCAUCAGCACCACGGCGAGCUUCGACCGCGAGCGGCAGCGGGAGUACACCCUGUCCGUCACGGCCACCGACCUCGCGGAGGAGCCCCUCAUCGGCAUCUGCCAGAUCACCGUGCUCAUCGCCGACCAGAAUGACAACGACCCCAAGUUUGAGAACAGCCGAUAUCAGUACUUCCUGCGUGAGGACACACCCGUGGGGACCAGCUUUCUGCGUGCUGCCGCCCACGAUGAUGACCAGGGGGCCAACGCCGCUAUCACCUACUCGCUGUCCCGCCACCAGCCCGCCUACUUCCACAUCAGCCCCAGCACCGGCUGGAUCUACGUCAACCAGCCCAUCUCACAGACGUCCCGCAUCAGCCAGCAGAUCAUCGCCACAGACGGGGGGAACCGAAGCGUAUCGGUGGAGCUGACCGUCAUGAUCACCAACAUCUACAACCAGCCCCCGGAGUGGGAGCGGGCGGAGUACUUGGUCACCAUUCCGGAGAACACAGUGCGGGACACCAAGAUCGUGACCAUAAAAGCCACAUCGCCCUUGGGUGACCCCCGGGUGACCUACAACCUGGAAGAGGGGCAAGUUCCGGAGACCAACAUGCCCGUGCGCUUCUACAUCAAGCCCAACCGGGCCGACGGCUCUGCCUCCAUCUUGGUGGCCGAGCCUCUGGACUUCGAGGUCACGCGGUUCUUCACGCUGCGGGUCCGGGCGCAGAACGUGGCUGCCGUACCGCUGGCAUCCUUCACCACUGUCUAUGUUAACCUCACAGACGUCAACGACAACGUGCCGUUCUUCAUGUCACCCACGUACGAGGCCAGUCCCGAGGGGGCCGACAUCGGCACGUCGGUGAUCCAGGUGUCUGCCGUGGACCUGGACUUGGGCCUCCAUGGCACGAUCAACUACAUCAUCCUGAAGGACCAGACCGGAGACUCGCAGUUCUUCAGCAUCAACGCCCACACAGGAGUCAUCCAUAGCCGCGCCUCCUUCGACAGAGAGCAGAAGGGCUCCUAUCUGAUCGAGGUCCAGUCGCAGGACAGCUCGGAGUCGGCCAGGCCGGGCCAGCAAGGGCAGCCCAACACAGACACAGCCUACGUGCGGAUCUUCAUCACAGACGUCAACGACAAUGCCCCCGCCUUCUCCCAGCCCGUGUACGAGAUCAGCGUGGAGGAAGACCAGGAAGUGGGUUCCGCGGUCAUCACUGUCACAGCCAACGACGAGGAUGAAGGGGCGAAUGCCAAGCUGCGGUACCAGAUCACGGCAGGCAACGUACUGGGCGCCUUCGACGUAGAGCCCGAGGUGGGCACAGUGUUCAUCGCACAGCCGCUGGAUUACGAGGUCGAACGGCGCUAUGAGCUGUGGCUGGUGGCCUCCGACGGCAAGUGGGAGAACCGGACGGCGGUGGUGGUGAACGUGGUGAACCGCAACGACGAGGCGCCUCUCUUCGGGCAGAGCGAGUAUCACGCGGCCGUCACCGAGGAGCUCAGCGGCGGGCCCGUGCUGGUGCUGGAGGUGUCAGCCAUCGACCCCGAUCAGGAGGCAGACCAGGCUGCUGUUCGGUACUCGCUGCAUGGGCAGGGGGCCGGGAGCGAGUUCACCAUCGAGGAGUGGACAGGCCGCAUCUACGCACAGAAGAAGCUGGACCGAGAGGAGCGCGCAGUCUGGCGUUUCCUGGUGCUGGCGACCGAUGAGAACGGAGUGGGCUUAACGGGCUUCGCCGAUGUCAUCGUGGAGGUGCGGGACGUCAAUGACAAUGCGCCGGCGUUCCCGUGCGUUGUGGAGAGCUGCUUCGUGGGCUACGUGCCAGAGAACUCGCCGGCUGACACGUCCAUCAUGGACAUGAGGGCUACAGACCUGGAUGACCCCAAAGCCGGCAAGAACGCCAUCCUGACGUACCGGAUCAUGCAGAACGUGCGCAACGAGAUCAACUUGAACUUGUUCUCCAUCAAUCCCUCCACAGGGACCAUUUAUACAGUGCUUCGUUCACUGGACAGGGAGGCAGUGGAUCGAUACUUCGUGGUGGUGGAAGCUCAAGACGGAGGUGGUCUCUCGGGGACCGGAACUGCGACUAUUAUGGUGUCCGACGUCAAUGACCACACUCGUUUCACCCAGAAGGUGUACACAGCCUCUGUGACCGAGAACCUGGACAUCAACAGUGCAGUGCUGGUGGUGUCCGCCACAGAUGGGGACCAGGGAGAGAAUGCGCUGAUGACCUUCAGCGUCGUGGGAGGCGACGAGGACCGCAAGUUCUUCAUCGAGACGGACAAGGUUAAUCGGCGGGGGACUGUCCGGCUGAAGAAGAAGAUCGACUUCGAGAAGCCCCAUGAACGUACCUUCAACCUGACCCUGAAGGUGGAGGACAUGGACUUCUUCAGCCUGGCCUACUGUGUCAUUCAGGUGGAGGACUCCAACGACCACGCGCCUGUUUUCUUCCCCCAGUUCUACGACACAGGCUCCAUGUUCGAAGACGUUCCCAUCGGGACGAUAGUUGCUCAAGUCACUGCCGUUGACCUGGACUCAGGCCAGAACGGGAAGUUCUUCUACACCAUCGUUCCUGAAUCUGAUCCCAAUGACCAGUUCCUGGUGGAUAAGAAUGGAUGGGUGGUCGUGGCAGGUUCCUUGGAUCGAGAAAAGAUCUCUCAGCACCGCCUCAUGAUUCAUGCUACAGACUUGGGCAACCCGGCGCUGACAGGCACAGCCAUCGUACUGGUGACUGUGCAGGACGUCAAUGACAACGGUCCAGAGUUUGAGGCACCUUAUAAGCCAAUCGUGUGGGAGAACUCAGCUGCACCCCAGAUAGUCCAUAUGAAUGAGACCUCGGCCUGGCUGCACGCCACCGAUAGGGACUCCUCCCCCAACGGGCCCUUCGCCAUCCGCCUGCUCACACAGAGCCACGAUGCGGCUAGCUUCAACCUGACGGACCUCAGGAACGGCAGCGCUCUCCUCACUGCCCUGCUCACCUUCGACCGGGAACAGCAGAAGGAGUAUCUCCUGCCCAUCCUAAUGAUUGACAGCGGAACUCCUCCAAUGAGCUCCACCAACACGCUGACUGUUACCAUCGGCGACCGGAAUGACCAUCCCCAUGUAGCUGGCCACACAGAUUUUAUCGUUUACAGCUACAAAGGCUUCCUGCCAACAGCGCCACUCGGACAGGUUCGAUCCCCCGACCUUGAUGACUGGAAUGAGAAGCUUUACCGACUGGAAGGCAAGCCCUCCAGGCACUUUGUGCUGAACCGGAGCUCUGGGCAGAUCAGCCUGACGGCCGACACUCCGCCUGGAAGCUACAGCCUGCAGGUGCGGGUGUCAGACGGAACCUGGCCCGACGUGAUCUCCACCGCAGAGGUCAUCGUCAUGGAGCUGAAGGAGGAGGCCGUGCAGAAUGCUGGCUCCCUGCGCUUGUCUAACAUCACCCUGGAGGAAUUCUUCUCAAGGGCCCCAGGCCGGGAGAGUCGAUUCCUGCGGCUGAGGCGCUUCCUGUCCGAGGCCCUGCGGACGGAGCCCGAAUGCGUGCAUGUCUUCAGUGUGGCUGAGAGCCGGCGGCGCCCCCGAGAGGUCAGCGUGUGGUACGCCGCCCACGGCUCGCCCUACUACAAGGCCGAGAAGCUCAAUGGGAACGUGGCCUUGCAUAAGGCUAAGCUGGAGGCUGCACUGGGCACGCCCGUUUCCCAGGUGGGUGUGGACGAGUGUGUCUUCAGCGACUGCGGCUCCACGGGGGGCUGCAGCAGCAGCGUGCGCUUUGCCGACACCCCCACCCCGCUGAGCAGGGGCAGCACUGCGCUGGUGUCACUGGCCGCUUCUGUCGGAGCCCGGUGCGGCUGCCAGGCCCGGGAGAGCCCCCACCUCGCCUGCGCCUCCUACCCACGCGGCCCGUGCCUGAACGGGGGCACCUGCGUCGACGGGGAGCUGGGAUACAGGUGUCAGUGCCCCCCCAUGUUCGACGGGCCUGAGUGCCAGCAGGUGAAGCACACGUUCGGUGGGCACGGAUACGCCUGGUUCCCCCCGCUGAAGCCCUGCUUCUACAGCCGCAUUUCUCUGGAGUUCCUGACGGAGGAGCCGGAUGGGCUGCUGCUGUACAACGGGCCUCUGGGUCCCACACAGGCCGGCGAUGUCGAGGACUUCAUCGCACUGGAGCUGAAGAACGGGCUUCCCACCCUGAGCGUGAGCCAUGGUUCUGGGGUCCUGACCUUGCAGCUGGCCCUGAAGCUGGGGGUCGCCGACCGGCGCUGGCACCGCCUUGACAUAACGAACGACGGCAAGACUGUGCACUUUACGCUGGAUCUCUGCUCUGGAGCCACAGUAGCUGAGGGGGACGGGCUGGGGUCUGAGGAGCCCGAGGUGGACGAGUCAGCCUGCAGGGCGUCCGGCGAGACCCCAGGGACGGCGAGAUUCCUCAACGUGAGGCAGCCCCUGCAGCUGGGUGGGGUGAAGCAGACCCCUGCACACAGACGCUUCCGGAGCUUCAAAGGCUGCGUGCAGAACCUGGUGGUGGACAGUCAGGUAUACGACCUGGGGAGUCCGGCCGAGAGCAUGGACAGCUCACCGGGCUGCAGCCUGACGGACGGCGUGUGUCUGACCGCGGAGGGGGCAUCGUGCGGCGUCCAUGGCACAUGUCUGGGAGAAUGGGGCUCCUUCAGCUGCGACUGCCAUGCGGGAUUCAGCGGACAUAAAUGCGACAGAGGUCUCCCCGAGUGGUCCUUCGAGAGGGACAGCGUGCUGCACUACCAGCUGCGGGACGUGACCGAUCCCCGGCACACUGACAUCCAGCUGCUCCUGCGCACCCGCACCUCCAACGGCAUCCUGCUCAGCCUCGCCUCACACAACACCAGCCGGCACAUCACCCUGGAGAUCGCGGAUGGGCACCUGAGCGUCCGUGCCGACUUGGGUGAGGGGGAACGGAACCUUGUCCUCGCUGGGCCACGUGUGGACGGAGGCCAGUGGAUACUGGCGGGCCUCGUGCGGCACGACAGCCUUUUCACACUGCGGCUGGAACGAGGCGGUGGGGCGCAUGAGGUCAGCGCCGUGCUGGCCCAGAGCCGGCGACUCGCUUACCCACCCGCUACACUGCUGCUGGGCUCGGGCCCCGGCCGUCUGGCCCACCAGGACUUCCACGGCUGCCUGCGGGACGUGCGGCUCAACGGCCACUCGCUGCCUCUGGACGGCCAGAGUACAGAUUUCGCCGCUGUGAUGGAGCGCCGGGGGGUGCAGCCUGGCUGCCACUCGGACGCCUGCGCCGGCAGGCCCUGCCGCGCCCCGCUGCACUGCGUGGACCUGUGGAGGAGGCACGAGUGCAGGUGUGCGGCUGGCCAGGUCAUGGUGCUGGACAACGUGUCGGGGCACCAGCACUGCGCCCCAUCCCCAUGUGCACCCUCCACCUGCCACAACGGUGGCACGUGCCUCACCCAGUCACCCCAGAACUUCCAGUGCCUUUGCCUGGACGGCUUCCGGGGCCAACGGUGUGAGGUCAGCCGGACGAAGGCGCUGCGCUUGGCCACCCUGAGCCCCAGCUCCAUCCUGGCCAUUAGCAUGUGUCUGCUCAUCUUCUUCGCGGUUCUGGUCGCCGUCACAGUGUGGAACCAGAAGGGCAGCCGAAGUAAGUUCCAGAAGCAAGGGGUGUACCACAUCCCGGCAGAGCACGAGAGCUAGGACAUCCGAGAGAACAUCCUGAAUUACAACGAGGAGGGAGGGGGCGAGCAAGACCAGAAUGCCUAUGACAUCACCGAGCUGAAGAGGCCCCUUUGCUCCAGCCUGUCCCAGUCAUCCUCCUGCACCACGGCUCCUCUUAUCAAAUCUUCCCAGGGCUCCCAGGAGGAGGUGCAUCCAGGAGGAGCCGCUGCUGCUUCCGUUGCCUGCCCCCACUCCGGCGGCUGCGGCACCCACUGCCCCAUGGACUUCCAGGGCUACGUCUCCCGUAUCGUGUGGGAGGCGGAUAACGAUGACCAGGCGUUCCCGGCAGACACAUACCACGUGUACUGUGUGGAGGGCGGAGCCUCGCCUGUCGGCAGCCUCAGCUCACUCGGCUCAGCCGCACCUGACGACCUCUUUGCCUAUGACUGCCUGCACCAGUGGGGCCCCAAGUUCGAGGCCCUGAGGGAGCUGUACCAUCGGCCCGAGCUCGUCCUGACCUACAAAGAGGCUGUUCAGAAGUACGGCCAGAGCCAGGACCCCCACUGAUGGCACAGUGCACCAAACUGAACCAGUUUCUUCACUUUCUUUAAUUUAAUUUAAGUCUUUGUAAAAUCAAAAAACAAAACUUUUUUUUUCAGAGUGACCUUCUUUCUCUUCUUUUUCUGUGAGGAAAUCGUCGAUGCUUUUUCUGUGAAAGGGGUUUGCAGGAGCGGAGCACUUGAAAGGUCGGGAGUCUAAUUUAUUGAUGUUUCUUUGUGAAAUUCUGAAUGCGCUGCAUUUAUUUGGGGGGUUAAAUAUUAAGAGAAACAGCAAGACGCCCCAGUACAUAAGUAACGGUAAUUUGUUUUUGGAGGCUGUGACCAGAAAUGCCAUGUGACCGGGGUGCAGCGUGAGAAUACCGCGUGCCGGUCUCUCGGUGACAAAGAAGGUCCCGGCAUCUCCGAUAAUCCUCACAGCUCCCGAGAGGAAGGAAGAGAUGGUUCCUCGCGUGUGAGCUGAUGCCGGCCUCUCCAAGCACACCGGUUUUCUUUUUAAUCCAGCCCCACUUGCACUACAAAAGCGCCUCCACUGCUCUGUGUAGGAUUCCUGAAUCCAUUUGCCAAAAAUACAGACUUUAAUAAGCUGAUAGUGGGGAAAUGCAUUCCACUGACAGCAAGCGAGAAUAGCUGGAUUUAACUUUAGAUGUUGACCAUUGACUGUAUGUGAAUUAUUUUUAUACUGCAAUACAUUCCCUCCUGGAUGUACACUGUGUUGAUGUCUGUUCUAGACUAUUUAUCUGUUUUUGUAUUGAGACGUGGGACUGCUUGAAAAUUCCCAUCUUCGGAGCUAAGUUGGGACAGACAUCUUGUGAUGUCAUGAUGGAAUUGCCAGAAUGUACUUAAGGAUGGGUUAGGGGUUAGGGUCAGUGGACAGUGAGGGAUAGGGGUGGUCCAGUCAGAGUCUAUUCAGCACCUAAACAACGGUGCAAAACAGCCACCACAACCGACCAUGUUAUUUUUAUUUACGUAUGUUUGAAACUUGAUAGCUAUGUUCCCAAAAUGGUUCCAUAGUAUAUUUUUAUUAAACAAAUAUAUAAUAAUCAAAAAUAACAAAGUUUGGUGUUACCACUACGUUUUGUAAAUGUCUGCACUGUAUGUGGGGUAUAUAUACGUAUAUACUGUAUACGUGUCCGUUCAUGGAGUCCUGGCAUGCGGAGAAAGUUCGUAAAAGUCGUGGAACAGGUACGCACUGCUGAAUAAUGCAGCCUGUGUUUGAUAAAAAAAACAGUAUCUCACACUCUGAAACGGUGAUCGUCUCUAAAUUCAGCACCCUUUAGCUUAUAAUGAGCUUCAGACUGGUACCUGUGACACUGGGAGGAAGCCUCGAGUAAGUAAGAAAUCGCAAAGGCUGUGUUUACGCCGCCCCAGUCACAUGACCCAAAAAGAACAUAUAGGCUGAGACGGAAAUUUGGACGGUGGGUGUCACAACAGCGAACACACAGCCAGCCUCCCCCCACCCCGCGCAAACCGCUUGCCACGCUAGCAGCGCUGCCAACCUCCCCUCUUCAUUGGCGCUCGUGUAUCACAGCACAUAUUCCUAGGAACACGCGAUGGGACACGGAUCAGCAGUAAACAUACUGUAUAGAGUCUGACAGAGGAGAGGAAAUCGGCCGUCAAAGGGACAGAAACGCUGUUUUUUUUUGGGUGCCACAGCAAUCCAGUGGCCCCUCGUCUGACCCUGAUCACCACUAAAGCAGGCUCACCGCACGCCUGCAUACUAUGUACAUAUUUUUGUUAUGUUGCAGCCUAACAUCAGAUAUUGUUUUUGUAUAUGAAAUUUUAAUAAAAAGAUUUUCCUGAUGGCAUCACAA
Messenger RNA from Brienomyrus brachyistius, 10355 nucleotides. RefSeq names its product neural-cadherin. Lineage: Eukaryota; Metazoa; Chordata; Actinopteri; Osteoglossiformes; Mormyridae. The record is from RefSeq and is a predicted model, not a curated record. Gene Ontology annotation, molecular function: cadherin binding; calcium ion binding. Gene Ontology annotation, cellular component: plasma membrane; adherens junction; catenin complex. Gene Ontology annotation, biological process: adherens junction organization; multicellular organism development; homophilic cell-cell adhesion.